AUGAAUUUGUGUCCUUCUGAGGCCUCGGGCAAGCCGGAGACCAUUGGUGUGCGAGCAUAUGCUGAAUGCACGACAAAGCACGACGUUAAGCCUCCUGAUACCCUGCUCAACAAAGGCGACGAACGCAUGGCCCAGCCUCAGGACGACCAAAGUGGGAAAGUCCCCCCGCAAACUCCUGGCUCGGAUCGCGACUCUCUCGGCAUUCGAACGUUUCAUCCUGAACAGCAGGAAUCAAACGGUACGGAGGACUUCAGCAAGGACGUUACGGACGGCAUCUUCGAGAGCAUUUUGCGAGACUCUUCAGUAGCACCUGGCGAGUCCGAGGAUGUGACAAAGCUUAGAGCGAAGGUGUCGCAGCUCGAGACUGAAGUCUCAGGUCUGCAGCACGAGCUAUCUCAACGCCAGGCCAGCACUGUCGUGCCCGGAGAAGGCGAGCAGCUAAGUUUCGCGGCAACAGCCUCGGAGGAGCCUCCCCUGCUUGGAGCUGCAUAUCAGCAGAUCUCGGUUCUCAACACACAGCUAGCGCACCUCUACACGGAGCUCACACUGUCUAGAACCGAGGCUGCUGGCCUUCGGGCCGAAAAAGAGCAAGCAGAGGCUGGUGGCGGGGCCAACGAGAAGCUCGCAGCAUCAGAGGCGGCGGUUUCUGCAGCGCAGGCCGAAAACCAACGGCAAGCACAGCAAAUUGCCGAUCUGGUCAGUGACAUUCGACACCUUCAGCUGGACCUUGAGUACCACCAGCAGAAAGUCGACCAGCUUCUGGAGGAGAAGCAGGUGGUCAUGAAGGACAUGAAGUCCCUGCAGCAAGAGGUGACUGAGGCCCGGCAGCAGCUCGAAGAAAAGGAGCAAGUCCUCAAGCAUCAGGAGGUGGAUCUCAUGCACUACCGUCAGCUUGAGCAGCAAAGUCCUCGUGGAGGUAAAGACGGCGAUGAUGGCGUGCUGGAUGCGUUGCGCACGGAGGCUGCUGCGAAGGACAGUGCGCUCAUCGUCUCCCACUACGAGCUCCACAAGGAGAAGCUCAUGCGAGAUCGGCUAGAGCAGAAAAACUUGAAGCUCAUGGAGCGCAUGCAAAAGCUCAUGAUGGUAGUGGAAACCAUGCGCAAGGACAACGUCAACCUGGAGCGUUCACUCGCGUCGAAAGACCGGAUGUACGAGGAGAAAGACGCACAGCUCCGAAUAAUCAUGCAGAAGGUUCGGCAACUGCAGAAAAACACAAAGGGCAAACCCAAAGGGGCGGCAAAGGCCAAGGCACCACAGCCGGUUCUAGAGCUCGAAGGUUCCGUGCAGGCAGGGCCGGCAGCGCUUCAGCCUCUUUGCAUAUCACUUCCAUGUUCGCACAACGCUGCGCAGAACUUGCCGCCUCUUGAGUCGUCCAGAUACUCGGGUCCGGCAUGGGUCCAAGUCGCCCUGAACGUCAAAGAUGCGAAUCUGAGUGUUCUUGUCUGGACGUCGAGGCAAGUGGAAAGCAGAGUGGUCGCUCCACUCCACGGGGCUGGAGCUGGCUUCCAGCGCGCGGCGGAGAAACGUCUGCUGCUCGUUGGCCAGACCCAGGGAGAGUCCCGAAGCCGGCGGCUCGCGAUAACAUCGGAGCUGCUGCCUUCUAACAAUGAGUCUCACACACCAAACGUGAAAUAUGAGCAGAUCCACGACACGCCGCAUCCAUUGGAAAUCCGCCACACCUAUGCAAGUGCAUUUGCAUCAUGCUGCAUUCAGCUGCCGGUGAUAUCUCCGAAGGACCUUGUCAACUUCACCUGGGCCUCGGCGAUGUCGCUGAGGCGCACUUGCCGAGAGCUCGUUCUCGAGGUCGUUCUUCGACGAGCACUGAAAGCAGGCGGAGAUGGCUUAGACCGGCUCCAGAUGGUGGUGGAUGCUGCAUCGCUUCGAGUGCUCAACUCGUUCCUGCGAAUGGGCGAUCUGCACUCCGAGGGUGUCACCAGCGUCGAGCUGCUGGAAGAGUCCAGAGAGCCACUGCCUGGGCUGGAUGCGCUGUAUUUCCUGAGGUCGCAGGGUGCAAGCAUCGAGCGCGUUCUGGCGGAUUUCAAGACGGCUCCGCAGCACCGACAGGUGCACCUCUGCUUCUCACAGCCGCUGGAAUCAACGCUCCUCUCCAAGCUCGUUGAGGCCCCUGUGUUGGCACCACGCGUGAAAUCUUUUGUGGAAGUGCCCCUGAGCUUCGUGGUUGUACAGGAUCGAGGCUUCCACUUCGAUUCACCCGAAGCGAUAAUGGGGCUCUUUCCAGAGCCUGAUCUGCAGAUGUUGUCAGACACGGUCCAGAAGCUGGUGGAUGUGUGCCGAUGCUUGCAGGCCACAUCGCCAGUGAUCCGAUUUCAAUCUGAGUUAUGCCAGGACGUGGCAGAAAGAGUUCAGCGCGAACUUAGAAUGCACAAGAGCUUGACUACUCAGUCUCACGGCAAACCAUGCCAGCUGCUUAUUCUUGACCGCUCGAUUGACAUGGCGGCGGCGCUCGUUCACGAAUACUCCUAUGAGGCCUGCGUCUUUGAUCUGCUCGACGGCAACAUGCUGGAUGCAGAUCGGAACAUUGUGACUCUGAACAGCGGAGGACACAGUAAGGAGGUGCUCUUGGCGGACCCCUUAUGGGAGGAGCUGAAGUACAUGCACCUGGAGGCAGCGCGAGAGCUCGUCGAGGUCAAGGUGGAUGAAGUCAAGCGCCAAAAUGUGCAGCAGGAUGCUACGGCGAUCAGCACCCGGGCAAUGCUGGAUCAACUGCGCGCAGCGCCUGAGAUGCGUGAUGCUGUCGACCGCAUGGCUCUUCAUUUGGCGAUGAUCACGCAGAUCCACAGCCGCCUCAACUCGGAACAAAUCCUGGAGCCCCUUCACCUGGGUCUGCUGGAGCAGGACAUUGCCUGUGGAAUCGAUCGUUCUGGCAAAGAUGUGAAGAUCACGAAUCUCCAGACAACCUUGCAGAGGAUUCUCACUGACCGUCCGGAGUUAUCGAGCGAGGUGAAGCUUCGCUUGUUGAUGCUUUUCUUCGCCUGUGUGGCCAACGUGCCCGAGGCAAACCGAUCAAAGCUGCUGGAUGUGGCACAAUUGGGAGCUGACGACCAACAGGCUCUCAUGAACAUGCUGCGUACUCGCCUGAUGGAAGUUCCAGAAUCGCAGAGGCAUAAGCAUGCCAGCGGCUGCUCUCACCGAGUCACGAAGCAGCAGUCACACGUCGUCCACGGGUAUGUGGGCAAUCGUGCUGCCGUCUUCCCCCUCCAGCUAUUGGGCUUCGAGGUAGACGUGAUCAAUUCUGUGCAGUUCUGCUGCCAUACUGGCUAUCCCUCGUUUGCCGGUCAGCGCCUUUCUGGUGAUGAUCUUGAGACGCUGAUUCAGGGCAUGUCCACCAAUCAAGUGCUGAAUCAUUCUUUCCUGUUGACGGGGUACAUUGGCACGGCAUCCUUCUUGAGGGAGAUUCUCAAGCUGCGCCAGAUGCUUCCAGCCAGUUGUUGCUAUGUUUGUGAUCCAGUCCUGGGAGACAAUGGGCACAUGUACGUUCCCGAAGACUUAGUCGCCGUGUAUCGCACUGAUGUCUUGCAGCACGUAUCGGUCCUGACACCAAACCAGUUUGAAGCAGAACUACUUACCCAGAUGAGUAUUACUGGUAUCGACGACGCAGCUGCGGCAUGUGACAAGCUACAUCAGAUGGGACCCAAGAUUGUGGUGCUGACAACACUGGAUGUACCGGAAGCAACACGAGAGGGCAAGGAUGUUGCCAUGAUGCUGUCCUUUUCUGGUCGGAAGUGGAUGCUUCGGCUACCGCGUGUAGAGGGUGGACCUUUCACCGGCACUGGCGACCUUACAGCUGCAAUGAUACUCGCAUGGACUCAGAGGAAGCCUCACGAGUUGCCUUUAGCCCUAGAAAAGGCCGGCGCGGUGCUGCAGGGAGUGAUCAGGAAGACAAUGGCCUCUUCCAGUGCUCAGAUGAUUGGCGACAGGCGUGUCCCUCCAGAGUUGCGACUCAUUGAGUCCAAAGCUGCAAUUGAGUCGCCAAGCAUCCGCUUUCGAUGCCAACUAACGCCGCCGCUCAAGGUGUCCUGUUUGGCUUUUCAUGAUGCAGUGGUCAGCGACAGCAGCUGCAAGGAUAUCCUCCAGAGCCUUUGCACAGCUGCACGGGUUUGCGUCGUGUCGGACAAGGCUGCCAUGCCCAAAGACUUCGCCGCCCCGAAAGACGGGCUGAGCGUCCUCUGUGUAGAGUUAGGUGACUCGCAGAAAUUGGCGAAUAGCCUUUCUUCAAUCGGGAUCUCUCCCUGCGAAGUCCUUGCAGUUGGAGCUGCGUGCGAUUAUCUAGCAAUGGCUGCUGCAGCUGGGUGCCGUCCGGUUGCCAUGCUGGUGGGUGAAGACACAGAAGGUCAGAGCAGCAACGGAUACCCUGCAGGAGGCGCCGCAGGCGACGGAGACCACCAGUCUCUUUCAGCCAAGGCGGAGUUCACGAUCUCUUCCUUCGACUCGUUGCGUCGAUUUCUUCCAGCCUGGUUUCGCCAUUGCUCGGUGACGAAAAGUCAGCAUGGCUGCAAUCAGGCGGCCAGGUUCAAGAAGAACGCAGUGGCCGAGGGUCGUUUCGAGCUUUCUCGCUUCGAGCCACGCCUCAAGGAGAUCCUGGAGCAGCUUGUUGAAGACCGGCUAAGCUUGGAGGAGUUUCCGGUGCUCCAAAGCGCGGCGGAUGACUUUGGCCUGCGGGAAGCCGGUGCAGCAACUGCCGAGCCUCUGGGAGCUCCAGUAAUCCAGGCCAAAGAUGACUGGUCCUUCACCAGUGUUUCAGGCGGACUUGAAAGUGAGCACGCACAAGUAUCUCAUCGGGUCUUGGUCUUCGUGAUCGGUGGCUUCACUCUGUCGGAGCUAAGAGUCGCGGCUGAGGUGGAGCAGAAGAUGCCGCGGGGCACCGAGGUCAUCGUUGGGGGCACAUCUCUCCUGACACCGAAAAGGCUGCUUCGGACACUCAGGCCGCAGAACGAUGCAGAGCCAGGUGAGAUAGACUUGACGUGA
This is a messenger RNA of Symbiodinium sp. CCMP2592, 4986 nucleotides long. NCBI's taxonomy places the organism in Eukaryota, Dinophyceae, Suessiales, Symbiodiniaceae. The record is from the annotation of a GenBank genome assembly.